Messenger RNA from Adineta ricciae, 2706 nucleotides. The record is from the annotation of a GenBank genome assembly. NCBI's taxonomy places the organism in Eukaryota, Metazoa, Rotifera, Eurotatoria, Adinetida, Adinetidae.
AUGAUGGAAAACGACGUCAGUAAUAAUCGUUCCACUACAGGUGCUGGUAGUGGCUAUGAAUUCAGUGUAAAUGAUGUAUGCGAUCGAUUGGAAAAAGAAUUUUCACAUAUGCAAACUGAACGAGCACAAUUACGAAUCGAAUGUGAAAAGUUAAAUGCAGAAAAAAAUGAAGCACAGAGACAAUACUGUCUUUACUAUGAAAUGGCUUAUCGUUUAUCUUACGAAAUGCACAGACAAACGGAAAUUAGUAAGCGUCUAGCGGCAUUGUUACAUCAAAUCAUUCCUUAUUUGACACCCGAACAACAAGCACAUGCACUACCGGCAUUGGAACGUGCCAAACAAGUAACAGCAAAUGAUCUUAACAGUGUCAUUCAACAACAAUUUCACGCACAAGCUACAGCUGUUGCUCUAGCAGCUGCAUCCAAUUCAUCUUCACCUAGUGCUGGUCUUCCACCAUUGCCGAGUGGAAUUCCUGGUUUGCCUGCUGGUCUGGGUGCAGCACCUCAUCUUCAACUUCCCGGUCCACCAGGUCUUCCAAGUGCUGCUGCUGCUGCAGCUGCCGCUGCCGGUCUUCCGCCUGGCAUGUUAAACUAUACGUCAGUACUGAGCAGUCUAGCUUCUCAAUAUACACCUGGCCUAAAAGACGAAGGUGUUUUAUCUCUUGCCAAAGAUAAUGCAUCAUCCCCACGUGCACAUAAUAACACUGAAUUUACAUUUUCAUCAAAACAUAAUUCCAGUAGCGGUCGAUCAUCGACAAAUGGAAAAUCUUCCAAGCAUCGACCCUCGAGUAAUAGUAGUCAUGCUCCGAAACCAACAAAGCCGUCGAACGCAGAAAGUGAUGGCGAACGAAGCGAAUCCGACCUAGUAAUUGAUACGAGUGUUGGCGCUCCAAAACAUGCAAAUGGUGGCAGCAGUUCAGGUGGCGGACUUCUUUUACUAAAUGGAGUCAAAUCAGAAACAGCUGAUAAUAUCACAGGCUCGGUGACAGCAAAUGAAACAAUACAAGCAUUCUCUGCUAAUGGCGCGGGCAGCGGGUCGUCGAAAGCACGUCGUGACCGUAGUCCAAUGUCGGAUAAGGAUGGUUCACAACGAAGUAGCACCUCGUCAUCAGCAGUGAAAAAGGAACGAAAUACACCACAACCAAAUAAAUCAAUGACACCGACAGCGGCAAGUAACCCUGUCCCACCAAAUCUCGGUAUUCCACCUAUGCCAGGAGGUGGUGUAUUGGGUUUACCACCUGGACUUGCUGGACGUAUGCCCACGGGUGCUCCAUUCGGUUUCAAUCCAGGCCCAUUUUCAUCACCUGAAGCAUUGGCGGCUGCAUUCGGUGCACUCGGCCCUCAUCAUGGUAAUCCAUUAAAUCCGUUUGGCCCAUUCGCUCAUCCGCUAGCACAAGCGGAAGUUGCCCAAGCGAUGGCAAUGGCAGCACAACAUCAGCAUGCCCAACAGAUGGCUCAAGCGCAAGCAGCCGCUGCAGCUUCCGCUGCUGCUGCUCAAGCGGCCGCGGUGGCAGCAGCUCAACGGCAACAGCAACAACUACAACAACAUGGGCCCAACAAUCAUCAUCCGUUAGUGAAUCAAGCAUAUUCAAUUUUCACUACGAGCGAUAGUCAAGGCAAUCCUGUGGUAACACCUGUAAAUAUGACACCUGAAGCAUUAACAGGUCCUAAUAUCCCAACAUCAGCUCGUGAGUUAGCUACAUUAAUGCAUGGUGAAGUCGUUUGUGCAGUAACAAUAAGUGAACCGUCAAAACGCAUCUAUACAGGCGGUAAAGGCUGUGUGAAAGUUUGGGAUUUGAAACAGACGGGUACUGUUCGAACACCAGUUUCGUAUUUCAAAUGUCUCAAUGAUGACAGUUAUAUACGUUUUUGUAAAUUACUCUCUGACGAUCGUACACUUGUUGUCGGCGGCGAAGCAAAUGUUAUUUCUAUUUGUGAUCUAUCAGCAGUUACUGGUGGAUCAGCAAGUAAUACACGUUCAUCGACACCAAACUCGAAUGCUUCAUCACCAUCGAAUCGACCACCUUCGUCAACAUCACCACGCAUUAAAGGUGAAUUGAAGCUAAAUGCUCCUGCCUGCUAUGCCUUAGCACUUGGUCCAUCCGAUUCCAAACUCUGUUAUUGUUGUUGCUCAGAUGGCUCUAUAGCUAUUUAUGAUAUUCAUAAUCAAUCACUGGUAAAAUCAAUCGUUGGUCACACUGAUGGUACAUCCUGUAUUGAUAUUGCUCCGGAUGGUCGAACAAUGUGGACGGGUGGAUUAGAUAACACUGUUCGCUGUUGGGAUCUUCGUAAUGACUAUGCACCGCUUCAAACCUAUGAAUUCGAUUCGCAAAUAUUCACCUUGGGCUACUGUCCGACAGGUGAUUGGCUUGCUGUUGGAAUGGAGUCCUCAACAGUAGAAUUAAUCGAUAUUUCUUCUACAGCAAAUGGUUCAGCAAGUCCAUCAAUGAAGAAAUCUUACGAUAAAUAUACGCUAAGUUUACAUGAAAGUUGCGUAUUAGCACUUAAGUUUGCUCAUCAAGGCAAAUGGUUUAUAUCAGCUGGCAAAGAUAAUUAUAUCCAUUGCUGUCGCACACCUACUGGUCUUCUCUUAUUUCAAUCAAAAGAAUCUUCAAGCGUUCUUUGUUGUGACAUAUCUGCUGACGAUCGAUAUAUUUUGACAGGUUCGGGCGAUAAGAAAGCCACACUUUACGAAGUCACAUAUUAA